Nematostella vectensis (starlet sea anemone) is the source of this 1544-nucleotide messenger RNA. Its product is annotated as lactadherin. The coding region runs from base 82 to 927 and encodes 281 amino acids. The transcript is spliced from 5 exons. NCBI's taxonomy places the organism in Eukaryota, Metazoa, Cnidaria, Anthozoa, Actiniaria, Edwardsiidae. The record is from RefSeq and is a predicted model, not a curated record.
CUUCCACGUAAUCAGCGACCCACAAGUUUGACUUGUUUAAAAGCAUCCUAAGACAUCCCUUCGUAAGGUUUGAAAGACGGUAUGGAGUUUCUAUUCCACCUCUUUCUAGUUCUUCUGUUGUCAUGGCAACACGCCAUUGCACACGACUGCAGGGACUACAUCUAUUUCAUGCCAGGCUUCCAGCUGCAUGAUCACGUCAUCCAUACGAAAGUGACGACAGACCAUGAGGAAUGCCGGGAGAGUUGCCGCAAAAAUGACGCGUGUUUCUCCAUCAACUUCAAGCAGAACGAAUCGCAAUGUGAGCUGAACAGCGCUUCACACAUGACACAUCCGCGAAGGCUCAGACCAGAAGUCAACGCAUUCUACGCUUUGGUGAAACCGCCGACCAACUGCAGUAACGAGUACUGUUCGACGGGAAAAAAGUGUGUCUUGCAAGGAAAGCGAUUGAGGUACAAAUGCGAAGAUUGCGUAGACGUGGCUUUGGGUAUGGAAUCACUUGCUAUCAGUGACUCCGCAAUCACUGCAUCAAGUUUCUUGGAGCCAUCAUACGAACCUUACUACGCUCGGCUCAACUCUCCGCGUGGCGCGGUCGGUCGCGGCUGGGUUCCAUCGCAUAAUACUGCGGGGGGCUUCCUUCAGAUUGACCUGGGGCGUCUGGUGGUUGUCACAAGGGUUGCUACUCAAGGAAGGCGGGACUAUCCACAGUGGGUUAAAACUUACAAGAUCAAAUACAGCAUUGACUUCACCACAUGGCAAGCGUUUCAGGAGAACGGAGGAGAAAAGGUGUUCACUGGCAACACAGACCACACCACGGUUGUCUAUCAGUUGCUUCCAUCCCCCGUUGUAGCACGUGGAUUCCAGUUUCUUUUCAUAACAUUCAAAGAUCGUCCAGCUUUGAGGGUGGAACUUUACGGAACGUGCAUGUAAUGUACCUGCCGGUGUGGUCAGGGCGUUCCUACGCAGGAGGUCCCAAAUACUGAUUCGUUGACUAAUUUGAUGGUAUUUUGGGUUUCAUUUGUUCGCAAUUUUACGGGGCUAUUAAAUUGCCAAGAUUCGUUGACUGAUUCGGUGGUGAGUCGUUGUUGACUGAUUCGAUGGUAUUUUGGGUUUAAUUGUUCGCAUUUUUAUGGGGUUAUUGAAAAUUUUCCUUACACUUUUAAUGCCAAACCUGGGUUUAAAGGCGGUUACUGUCCAGAUGGUUUGCCUAAGCGAAGAGUGGCCGCUGGGGAAAGGCAUUUCAGACUUGCAUUCCUAUUUUCUCACUUGUGAUAGUUUUUUUUUACCAAUUGCAUGUUAAAGUGUUUAUUUUAUCUAUAUUUAAAUAAAGAAUUUUGCUUUAUUGGUGCGUCCGCCUUACCUACCCCUUGUAGGUUAAAGAAGAAAGUGCCGUCGACUCCUCUCUUCCCUUCCCAUCUCUUUUGUUUUCGCAGGAAGAAAGACUAUUUUCAAAUCGAUUGAAUAGAGUUUCACUACUUAUUCAUAAAACCCUGUUUGUAUGGAUUUAUGCAGCAAUAAAUAUACGUCACAGAAGUGACUUAUAAAGA